UGGUUCCGCUCCCUCCCUGCACAAACACGGAAGCAGCAUGGCGUCCGGCGGCGGCAGCAGCAGCGGGGAGCUCCCUGACAGGCAAAGAAUCGCACAGCAAAGACUGGGAAUUACAACUGGUCAUGUACCGAGAACGAAUGAGGACGACACCACCGUCGCUGCAGUUGAGUGCAAAGCUCAGGGGAGCCACCCGGAGACGACCAACGAGCAGAAGACGGUGCCCAGGAGGAGGCAAGAGGUCAUGAAGUGGAACGGCUGGGGUUACAGCGAUUCAAGAUUCUUCUUCAACAAAAAGGGCCAGGCAGAAUUUACCGGGAAAAGGUACAGACUGAGUGGCCUGAUCAUUCCUGGCCUGAAAGACUGGAUGGAAGGCACAUUUGGAGCCAGUCUUCAGCACAAAACUUCAGCAACGCCUUUACUGAAUAGCAACGCUGUGCAGCCCCCAAAUAUCAACAAGGCCUUUGUAGAUGAUCUGAAAUCCACAGGCAUCCCCUUGUCUCAGGAUGCAGAGGAUCGGGUAUAUCGCGGCUAUGGCCAUUGCUUACAUGAGAUCUUCGCCCUCCGAGAAGGGAAGUUUGGCCGCGUUCCAGACAUGGUGUUGUGGCCAAACUGUCACGAUGAUGUAGUGAAGAUUGUGGAGCUGGCUUGCAAACACAAUGUUUGUAUAAUACCAUACGGCGGAGGGACGAGCGUCUCCAGUGCCCUGGAGUGUCCUCAGGAGGAAACGCGCUCCAUCGUCUCUCUGGAUACCUCACAGAUGAACCGAAUUCUUUGGAUCGAUGAGAAGAAUCUCACUGCCCAUGUGGAAGCUGGCAUAGUUGGUCAGGAUCUGGAGCGGUUGCUCAAUGAGAGCGGUUACUGCACAGGACACGAGCCUGACUCUAUGGAGUUCAGCACCCUGGGGGGCUGGGUGGCGACCAGAGCAUCUGGCAUGAAGAAGAAUGUCUAUGGAAACAUCGAGGACCUGGUUGUCCACAUCAAGAUGGUGACUCCUCAAGGGGUGAUUGAAAAGAGCUGCCAGGGUCCCCGAAUGUCCACCGGACCAGACGUUCAUCACUUCAUCAUGGGCUCAGAAGGAACCCUCGGUGUGGUUACUGAGGUGACGAUGAAGAUCCGGCCUGUACCGGAGUAUCGGAAAUACGGCUCUGUGGUUUUUCCCAAUUUUGAGAAAGGUGUUGCCUGUCUGAGAGAAGUUGCCAGACAGAGGUGUGCUCCUGCAUCCAUUCGACUGAUGGAUAAUGAGCAGUUUAAAUUUGGUCAUGCACUGAAGCCUCAAGUUUCAUCAAUUUUCACAUCCUUUUUGGACGGCUUGAAGAAAUUCUACAUCACCAAGUUCAAAGGCUUUGACCCGAACCGCCUGUGUGUGGCCACCCUGCUGUUCGAGGGUGACCGUGAGAAGGUCCUGCAGCAUGAGAAGCAAGUUUAUGACAUUGCUGCGAAGUUCGGGGGCCUGGCAGCUGGAGAGGACAAUGGUCAGAGAGGCUACAUGUUGACCUUUGUCAUCGCUUACCUCCGGGAUCUGGGGAUGGACUACUAUGUGAUCGGGGAGUCAUUUGAAACAUCUGUGCCUUGGGACAGGGUUUUGGACAUUUGUCGGAAUGUCAAAGCACGCAUCAUUGGAGAAUGUAAAGCCAAAGGAGUCCAGUUUCCACCUUUGUCCACGUGCAGGGUUACUCAGACGUACGAUGCUGGUGCCUGCGUCUACUUUUAUUUUGCCUUCAACUACAGAGGACUCAGUGAUCCAGUACAUGUGUAUGAACAAGUAGAGCAUGCAGCAAGAGAAGAAAUUCUCGCCAAUGGAGGCAGCCUGUCACAUCACCAUGGAGUGGGGAAACUUCGGAAGGAAUGGAUGCGGGACACCAUCUCCAAUGUCGGGAUCGGGAUGCUCAAGUCCGUCAAGGACUAUGUGGACCCUCAGAACAUCUUCGGCAACAGAAACCUCCUCUAAUUUCUAUUCUAGAGCCGCUCAUGGUAACGCGUGUAACAGUGAUCAUCACAUCCGGUGCCAUCAAAUAAACACUUGAGCUAACAUGCUAAAACUGUUGUGGAUGAAGUGGGACUUUGUCUGCAGGCGAGGCCUAGACACGACAGAACAUCCGUGUAUAUCAUAUUCUAAUAAUCUUUCCUAAGUACCUUUGCCAACGACUUUUUUUACUUUCCUGUGUGUGUUUGUAUGCAGGCACUUCUUUAGCGGUCAUUUCUUGACGAAUGCACUUUCUAAAGCUCUGUGCCUUUUUCUAAAGCUUCCCCCCCCAAACACUCCGCGGUGUUUGUCCCUUUGUGACGCUAAAUUGAUGUGUGAAUGUCCUCCGUGACUUCCUGCCUUCUAUGCCAUAAGUCAACCCUUCGUACGCGUGAGACAUCUCUGAUCCAUAUAUUUUAAUAAGACCAGCCCCUCGAAUUUUCAAUUCAUGUUUUCUACUAAGACUUUCCGCCAUUUGUUACUGAGGAGUUUGAUCAUUCCUGCUUGGGAUCGCGGUGCUCUGCCGUACCAAAGACGCAUCAUGGCGACCUACGUUAGCAUCUGCCCUGUCGUUUAAACAGCCGCACUUUGACCCCUUUGUGGUGUGACUUUGAAUCCGUGUUCUGAUGUUUGAUACCAAAUUUGUUACGUCGAUUAACAGCUGUUUACAAGGGAGUGUAUAAAUAUAUAUACACGAGUGUUGCAUUAACCUGCUUCCACUGGAGUAAAUUAUUCUUUCUCAAAGUUCAAAAUUGAAAAGGUCGACUAAGCCAGUUACUGCCCUUUUGUGUGUCCUCCAUAAGAUAUUGUCACCAUUCAUUUGUCAUAGCUGUCUGUGCAAUAAAUGCU
Molecule: messenger RNA, 2812 nt
Organism: Synchiropus splendidus (mandarinfish)
Lineage: Eukaryota; Metazoa; Chordata; Actinopteri; Syngnathiformes; Callionymidae
Gene: agps
Product: alkylglycerone phosphate synthase
Exons: 20
Coding region: 38-1948 (636 amino acids)
Biological process (GO): lipid biosynthetic process
Molecular function (GO): FAD binding; alkylglycerone-phosphate synthase activity
Source: RefSeq, a predicted model, not a curated record